GAAACAUGGCAUGCCAAAAUUGGUCCGGCACAUGUUUUGCCCCGGUGCUGCCGGGAAUCUCCGCGCGCCAUGCCGUCUGCCAGCCGCCAGCCGAUCCCCUGCCGUUAUUUAUCUCCCCGCACGGCUGCACACACUCCAUCGGCAGCCGCAAACGCCUUUGCCAUCGCGUCGCGCUCCUCCGAUCCUCCGCCGCGACCAGAGAGAGAGAGGGAGGGAGAUGGCCGGCGCGGUGGGCGACGACGCCGGGAUGGACGCCGUCCAGAGGCGGCUCAUGUUCGAGGACGAAUGCAUGUUGGUGGAUGAGCAGGACAAUGUUGUUGGCCAUGCUUCAAAAUACAACUGCCAUCUGUUGGAAAAGAAUCUGCUCCAUAGGGCCUUCAGUGUGUUCCUUUUCAACUCAAAUUGUGAGCUGCUACCCCAGCAAAGGUCCGCAACAAAGGUUGCAUUUCCUUUAGUUUGGAGCAACACCUGCUGCAGCCAUCCUCUGUACCGUGAGUCUGAGCUCAUCCAGGAGAAAGACCUCGGUGUCAGAAAUGCAGCACAGAGGAAGGUCCUGGAUAAGCUGGGCAUCCCAGCUGAAGAUGCCCCGGUCGAUCAGUUCACCCCUGUCGGUCGGAUGCUUUACAUGGCCCCGUCUGACGGAAAAUGGAGCGAGCAUGAGCUUACCCACAUGCUGUUCAUCGUCCGGGACGUGAAGCUGCAUCCGAACCCGGACGAGGUCGCCGAGGUCAAGUACGUGAACCGCGAGCAGCUGAAGGAGCUCAUCAGGAAGGCGGACGCCGGCGAGGACGGCGUGAAACUCUCUCCCUGGUUCAGGCUGAUCGCCGACAACUUCCUCAUGGGCUGGUGGGACCAUGUCGAGAAGGGCACCCUCAGUGAGGCCGCGGACAUGGAGACCAUCCAUAACCUGAAGGAGUGAAGGACCAUGUUGGCCUUUCCUGCGCUUAUACAUCAUCUGAAUAAACAGUAGGCUCUGACGAUGCCACUGCUGUAAUAAGGAAUUCAGGCUCAAAAACACUCAACUUGUCUAAUGCUGAAUAAAUAGCUUCCUUUUCUUUUUUGAAAUUUAAAUAGCUUCAUUUCCAUUUGGAACAUUGAAACCUAAAAGAUAUGUUUCCACAGGCUGAUUUGAGAUGUUCUUAGACAUGAUAGGUCGAUGUCAGAAUAACU
Molecule: messenger RNA, 1170 nt
Organism: Setaria italica (foxtail millet)
Lineage: Eukaryota; Viridiplantae; Streptophyta; Magnoliopsida; Poales; Poaceae
Product: isopentenyl-diphosphate Delta-isomerase I
Exons: 6
Coding region: 11-919 (302 amino acids)
Biological process (GO): isopentenyl diphosphate biosynthetic process; isoprenoid biosynthetic process
Cellular component (GO): cytoplasm
Molecular function (GO): isopentenyl-diphosphate delta-isomerase activity
Source: RefSeq, a predicted model, not a curated record